UCCAUUAAAAUAAACAAAAAAUAAAUAACCCAAAACCCUCGUCCCCGCGAAUAGUCUUCACCUUUUAGCCUUUCCCUCCUUUCCCGUUUCUUCAAUUUGUCUGCUAUUUCCUUUUAAUCUGCAAAACCCAUUUCCUUAUUUCCCCAUUUUUCCAGGAUAAUGAAUUCUACCAAUUCAGACAAAGUAAAAAUUUUCCCACCAUCCGAACAAUUCCCACAAUUCAAUAUCCAGCCCUUCGCUAGUUUCCAAAACCAUUGCUCUGCCGUCGUCCAAAACCUCUCGCAAUUUCCUCUAUUCAAUCAAACCCAUUUUCAAACAACUCUCUGCAACCUCCAAAACCACACAAGACAAGUGAUCGAUAAUACAAUCUCUUUCUUCAACCCAAAUCCUUCCUCUUUAUGCAAACCACUUUGGGCUCGAAUUCCUCAUGAUACCAAGACUCCACUCGAGCCAGUUCGACAAUCUCGCACUGUAAUGUCUACUGAAACCAUUGAAGAGAGAUUGGCUGGCGUGCCUGUGUAUGCAUUGAGCAAUCCCAAUGAAGAAUUUGUGCUGGUUUCUGGAGUUUCCACGGCGAAGUCCUUGGGGCUGCUUUGUUUCAAGAAGGAAGAUGCAGAGGCUCUUCUUGAGCAAAUGAAGAGCAUGGAUCCUGGAAUGCGAAAAAGUGGGUCAAAAGUGGUUGCCGUUGCUUUAAACAAGGUUUUUCAGCUAAAGGUUCAAGGCGUAGCAUUUAGGUUAAUACCAGAGUCAUCCCAAGUCAAGAAUGCGCUUAGGGAGAUGGAAAAGGCUGGUAUAUCUGAUGAUGGCUUCUCUGGAGUUCCAGUUUUCCAGUCAAGAAGUUUGAUAUUGAGCAGCCAAAACAAGCGCUAUCGUCCAGUAUUCUUUAGAAAGGAGGAUUUAGAUAAGUCUCUACUACGGGCUUCACGGGAGCAGAAAAAAUUAAAUCCUGCUUUCAGGCAGGGCGAUAUUCAGGUUGCUGUUUUUGAAGAAAUAAUAAAGUCUAUGAAGGAGGGUUCUACUUCAACCUGGGCUGAUGUUGUUUUUAUUCCUCCUGGUUUUGACGUUUCAACUGAUCCUUCCCAGCAAUAGACGCAGCUGCAAAUGAGCAAGUGAUACACUUGUUGGAUAGUUGCUUGUCAAGUAUGUAUAUUCAACUUGAAUUUGGAGCCAUCAAGUAGGGGGACAACGGUACGACAUGGGCCCAUAUAGCAAAUCUUCAGAACAAAUUUAAAAAUUGUUACUUCUUUGUAGUUGUCUUCUUUUAGUCUCAAUUAGCAUAUUUUCAGUUGAGUUUUUAGUCUGCAGUUUCGUAUAUUCUCCCAGUAUCUUGAUGUUAGUGCUUGGUUAAUCAGUAAUUUGGGAGCCAUAAGUUUAGUGUGUCUGAACCUUGCUUGAUAUGAGAGACUUGCUUGGACACAAACAUGAGACUAGUGGUGCCCUUUCUAGUUUAAGACCAAAAAAUCUGUCUUUUCAAAUCAGCUUUAGUACAUCAAAGGUUUGCCUUGUUAAUAAUGCUUGUCAUACGUUUCUGAUGAAAUUAUUUAGAUUCUUAUUAUGCUGUUUGCUCA
Molecule: messenger RNA, 1568 nt
Organism: Jatropha curcas
Lineage: Eukaryota; Viridiplantae; Streptophyta; Magnoliopsida; Malpighiales; Euphorbiaceae
Gene: TIC22-III
Product: Tic22-like family protein
Biological process (GO): protein transport
Cellular component (GO): chloroplast
Source: RefSeq, a predicted model, not a curated record